AUGGAGAUCAGAGAAAGUGAUACAAGGAAGACGAAGAAGAUGAGUCGUGAAUCUUCAAUUUUUUCAUCUAUUCUCGCUGAUAUUGAAGAGAAUCCAACGAUAUUGCAGAAACGACAGAUGAAAUUGAGCGAAGAAUUGUCAGUCUUUUCGACAAUUCUCGCUGAUAGUGAUGAAGAGAGUCCAACAAUACUGCAGAAUACGAACAAAAAGGUGAAGAAGACACGAAGAAGAGAAUCAAUGAAGACCCCACUUGACUUCACGUGUACGGUAUCACAAACCCUAACCCAUUCAGAUUUGGUCCAUACUCUCAAUGAAGAAGUGAAGAUUGUGAGAUCUGAAACAGAGAUCAAUGGUCAUACAAGUGAUGAUCGAUUUGUGUCUUGUAACCCUGAUCACAAUAGAGAACGUGAUUGUGUAGAAGAGGGGAAAGUAGAACAACUUGAAGAAGAUAAGUUUCGUGUUGAUGAGGCUAUAGAAUGGCUCUUGAGAGAUGUGAAAGAAUCCGAAAUCUCUACUGAUACUGAAGUUUCGGUGUGCAACGUAGGAGAUGGUGACAUUCUCGAGAUUUUUGAUGAGAUGUUAUCAGCUAUGCUUGGAGAACAGGUGAAUGGUACUGAUGGUUGUGGUCGGAUUGAUGAGUGUAUUGACAAGGUGUUAGAAGAGAUUGAGAGAGAUGGAAGUUACUUACACUACAUUAAAGAUGGUUAUGUGUUUGGAGGGUUGCUUGAGAAUCUGAUAAGAGAUAGACUGAGAGAGAAAGCUGAGAAGGAAGAGAAAGAGAUUUCUUCAUGGAUCUCUAAUGGAGAAUCUGAAGUCGAAACUGGAGUUACAGAAGAAGUGAAAGAAGAAGAAAAGGAUAUUAAGGAGAAGAAGAAGAUGACUCCAGUGGUGGUUAAAAUAGAGAGAGCUGACCAAGAAUCAACUGUGACUAAACAUGAUUGUUUGGAGUAUAAAAGACGGUUGUAUAUGAAUGAGAAACUGAGGGAACGACAUAAGGAGCUGAUGCAGAGGAGAAGGAAAGCUGUUAGAUUUGGUGUGGAGCUGUCGUUUCUUGUGGCGGAAUUAAUGUUUUUGAUACCUAAUGAGAUUCUUUGUGGUGGAACUGGAGAUUGCAGUAUGUUUACAAAGCUAUUUGGGGUCAAUGAAGAUGAUGAGGGUACAAGUGUAAUCAUAAGAAAGCUCGAGGCAGUCUUUGAGAUAGUGAUUUGGAAGAAGGGGAACAAGGAACAUGAUGUCAACCUUCCUGAAUCUAUUUUUCAAUAUGAUGAUUUCAUUCGUCUUUGCGCAGAUGCAACUCGAGUCUUGGGAAAGAUUGUUUGGGCUAUGAAAAGAGACCAAUGUGAAAGACUCGAGCUUUCUGAUUUGGAUUCUCUGUUUGAAGAUUGCCAAAAAGUGUUGAUGAAGAUUGAGCUGAAGCUAGCAGAGAUGAAGCAAAGAGUUUACAGAUCUGUUUCUGCGGAUUAUGAGUCGUUUUCAAAGUCAGAAAGGUCUGAUAGAUUGCUCAAAGAAAAGCUCAUGAAGAGGGUCAUUGCUGAUAACAGAUUUGGGAGAUCAGUGAUUGGAUCUUACUUAGUAGAGAUAUGGCAGUCUCUGUUUCAAGCAGAGGCAUUACAUGAGCAGUGAAAAAUAA
This is a messenger RNA of Capsella rubella, 1630 nucleotides long. RefSeq lists its product as uncharacterized. The record is from RefSeq and is a predicted model, not a curated record. Lineage: Eukaryota; Viridiplantae; Streptophyta; Magnoliopsida; Brassicales; Brassicaceae. The transcript has a single exon. Bases 1 to 1623 code for a protein of 540 amino acids.